UUAGUUGCUUAGUUACGGUUGUAGGGUCUGCAUUUGCAGAUGUCAGCUAGCUAGAUACCAGGCGUGCAAGCUAAAUUAGUUGUUUACAUGGAAUCAGACAUCAAUAAUGAUGGACGAAGGAACGGAGCUGUCGUUUACAAUCGCCCAAAUUGUUCAGCGCUUUAAAGGAACACAUUUGCAUUCCCAGCUGGAAAGGCAGGCCAAAGAAUGUUUGCACAGACCGGAUAUAAAACUUGAAUCACUGAAAGAUGACGUUCGGAAAUUCUUGAAAGUAUCUGGUUGGGAGAGGAAGCUUCAGAAUGCAGUUUGCAGAGAAUUACAUAUCAGGCCUCCCCCUGGACACCCUGCUGCCCCCCCUGAGCACACCAAAGAGCCACUGGCUUACAUGCGCAAGGCCCAGGCCAGCUGGGAGAAAAGGAUCCUGAAAAGUCUGAAUAGUAUGUGCGCUGAACUAGGGGUUCCUCUGGCCCACAAGAGGCCGCUGCCAGAACAGAGGGAGCUGUCAAACAAGUGGAACGAGAUGGGGACGGAUGAACCAGACCUGAGUAAGUUCAGGCCCGUCUACGCGCCCAAGGACUUCCUGGAGGUAUUGAUCAGCUUGAGAAACCCUAACCUUGACUACAGUGAGGAGGUGAGCUCCCAAAGCCACUGGGGUCUGAUCCAAGUGCCCCUCCACAUCAGAGACAUCCCCAAGAUGAGGGAGACUUGUCCUGAACUGACCCUGACCACCGGGCAACUGGGCAUCGACGACCACCCCCACAUCCCCUCAGAUUUGUUUGAAAGUGAACACGUUCGUCUGGGCAAGAGAGUACUGAGUGAGCAGGACAGUGCAGCAGCACAGCAGUACAGCAGACAGGGCUGCCCCACUGGCCAGAGGGCCGAACUCUGGGCCCUUAUACUCAACUCCACCAACGAGCCAGAGGACAUCAUGCACUAUGAGCAGCUGAAGGCCGGGGUCCUUCAGCAUGACUUGCUGGUGGACAACCUAAUCUAUAAGGAUGUGAAGCUCACUGCCAAUAACGACGACUACUACUUUGUGUUUGAGGAUUUCCUCUAUCAGGUCUUGCUGUGCUUUUCACGUGACACAACAGUGCUUGAGCAUUUCAAUUACAACAGUGCCACGCCGCCCAAGUCCUACAUCCAAGGCAAGGAGGAAGGGGAUGAAUACGCUGUAAUUUACCCCCCGAAUGGUGUUAUCCCAUUUCAUGGCUUCUCCAUGUACGUGGCCCCUCUGUGUUUCCUGUACAAUGAGCCGUCCAGGCUGUAUGGAGUGUUCAGGGAGAUGUACAUGCGCUACUUCUUCAGGCUGCAUUCCAUCUCCUCCCAUCCCUCAGGUAUUGUGUCCCUUUGUCUUCAGUUUGAAAGACUGCUGCAGAACCACCUGCCCCAACUCUUCUACCACCUCAGAGAAAUCGGUGCACAGCCCCUGUCCAUAGCCUUCAAGUGGAUGGUGCGUGCAUUCUCUGGAUACCUUUCCACUGACCAGCUCUUGUUACUGUGGGACCGCAUCCUUGGCUAUGACUCACUAGAGAUUGUGGCAGUUCUGGCGGCGGCCGUGUUUGCCUUCCGAGCCGAGAACCUGAUGGAAGUGACAUCACUGGCCUCCGCUGAGGCUGUCCUCGCCGACCUCUCAACACUGAAGGUCAUGCCCCUGAUCCAAAUCUUCGUCUUCGCCACGGUUAUCUAACCCUGAGAGAUGAUGAGGUGGGGGAGGGGAAGAGGCUGAGUCUUCCAAGUCGUUCCCACGCCAACACUGCCUGCCUUCCCCUCAUCCCAGACGCCAAGUCUACACGAACCGACGGAACGUGAAAAGAAGAACGAGAACGAGAAGGAGAACACAAAGGACAAACCUCUGGACCAAGCCUGACCUCCCAGUGAGGAGUGAGGUCCGGGUCGGUUGUGGAAGGACGAGCCUUUAACCGCCUGUGACAUUGCCCUCAUUACACAGACGCACCAUGUGUCACGCCACCUGUGUUAGACCCCGCUGCUGUCUCACCCUCACCGUCCCGACACGUGGAUCAUUUUACCCUGCUGUAUGCCUUACCCCAAACUUGAACCCCCUGGCUCACAUUCUCAUCUGAAGACCUCCAUACAUUUGCCAAUGUUCAUAAUCUAGCUCAGCUGCAUGCAUCGCCAAUCCAAAAUAUCGCAAACUCUUGCGUUUAGCAAAGAAAAGCUUGUUUACUUUGACCAGUCUCACGUGGCAUAGCAUUAUAGCCUAGAUUUUUUGCAUGGCAAGAGCCAACAUGCUAGCCUGUGAUUUAGUUUGUAAAUGCUGCUUCAUCUUUGUUGAUAAUCGUCAAACAGUAAGGUUGUUGUGUUGUUUGUGUUUCCCAACUGAACAAAAGGAAGAGUAAUAAUAGAUUUUACUUCCUAAGGAGAUGCUUUCCUGCUAUCCAAAGAAUUGUUCAAGCCACCGCUUCGCUUUGCCAGAAAUUCAGUUACUCUAUCACACAGUCUGCUCUCUCUGUGCCUCUAUAGGCUUCUUCCUUCACAGGUUAAUGUUAUAUUUCUGGCCAUUAGUCUGUCUUUAACCUACGUGUUAUAAUCUGUAAUGAAACGCUUCUAGAUGCUUGUAUUUAUACUGUAUAGGGCUUUGCAGAUUGCCUUUGUUGCACGGUGACAAAAAAAGAAACAUAAGAGUUACGCUUUGCCUAGUUAGAAAACAACUGGUGCUGUACCCAUGACACGUGUUUGUGCCACUCCGGAUAUGGUAUCUAGCCUGGCUCCUUUUUAGUGACCAGUAUUUAAAUUAAAUAACCAAUACGCCAGAUAGAAGAUAACCACAUUGGAAUUAAUUAACAUACCUGACCUCCUCACACUCUGCACAGUCGGUAUGUUAGCCAUUGUCUAAUUCAGCAACCAGUAUUUGGCAUCAUAGCUUCUUUGGUCCCCCUUCUUGAAUAGGGCUAGUGAUUGAUUGAUAUGUGCUGAUGUCAGUAAGAGAUUCAGACAGAAAUUCUCAGAGGGUGGUUUCUUGUUCAUUAGGAGCUGUAUUAGUAUUCACUGUGUAUAGUCCACUUAAUGGAUACCAGUUAAGUUAUCCUCACAGAUCUGAGUGAAACACUGUAGCUGUCUGCGACUCAUCGUCGGUUUGGCUCAAUGGAUCACUUCCAGCUUUUUCAGGCAAAAAUGCUAUGUCAUGCUCAACACCUGGUGUUGCCCUGGAAACAAAAAAGGUGGGUGUUGGGUGUAGCUUUCAGUUAUUGUUGUUUGCUUGUCAUCAAUACCUGUUAUACUGAAAGAAUGUACUUCUGAAUGUUUUUUUUGUGUUAUUGUUUUUUGUUGUUGUUGUUUACCCAUUAACUGUCCCAUGCCUUGAUCAAAAUGUGUAAUAUGUUACAUAUAGAUUUUUUUUUAAUGUAUUAACUAAUGGUUGAUUUCAGCCAUAUCCAUUUUAUCAUGCCUUACAGAGCUAUAUCAUGUCAGCACCACUUCACAGUAAAUGACUGGAAUGAAUUACCCCAAUAAAAGAACAAUAGCAAUUUA
This is a messenger RNA of Clupea harengus (Atlantic herring), 3489 nucleotides long. RefSeq names its product TBC1 domain family, member 19 (gene tbc1d19). Lineage: Eukaryota; Metazoa; Chordata; Actinopteri; Clupeiformes; Clupeidae. The record is from RefSeq and is a predicted model, not a curated record.